AUGCCGUCGUCUGGGGACUCGUCGAGCGGUUCCCGUCGCUUCUCGCGCCCAAAGUUACGCCAAGCGACUUUUGUCUUACCGAAGACUGGUCAGCGUCUAAAAGGUCUGGUCAAUUUGCGAAAUGCAUAUACCUCCCCCGAUUCCAGUGCGAAUUCAAAUUCGGAACUCGACGAGCGACGCGGGCUCCUUUCCGGUGACAUCGCAUAUAACAACGAAGGAAUAGUCUCAAGAAUUCGCACGAAAUUUCGGGAUGGAUGGCUUCUGGUGUACGAGUUUCUAUCUUCGGAACUGGGAAUUGGCGUCUUGAAGUGCAGUCUGGCCUACCUACUAGGAUCUCUGGCGACCUUCAUUCCUGCAAUAGCGUCUUUCCUAGGCCAGCAGGAUGGAAAACAUGUCGUGGCUACUGUCACCGUCUACUUUCAUCCAGCGAGGUCGCAAGGAAGCAUGUACAAGGCGUCAAUAUGUGCGUUUCUGGCCUUCCUCUACGCCGCCUUCGUCUCCAUCACGAGCAUGGGCGUUUCGAUGUUCUUCCAAGAUACGCUGCAUUUGCUCCCUAUCGGACAUGCACUAGUGCUCAUUGUGUUCUGUGGAGGUGGUCUUGGGUUCAUUGGAUGGACGAAGCAGAGACUAAGUGACCCGUUGGUCAAUGUUGCCUGCUCGUUGACCUCGCUUGCGACAAUCACGGUUUUGACCAAGGAGGGUGCCGUUCAGAGCGGCGACCUGUCUCUUGCCAAAGUUUCCCAGGUCCUGAAAAUGGUUAUUCUGGGUGUGGGUGCCACCAUGGCCGUCUCGCUUUUGAUCUUCCCGGUUUCAGCAAGAAAGAAACUCCGGUCGAAUCUGACUACAGUUACCGAGUCGCUAGCGGUUAUGCUAGGGGUGCUUACGGAGAGCUUCCUGAGUGGGUCUGAUGAAGAGUUACAGUCCGCUGAGUUUGUCAAUGCAGCUGCACGUCACAAACAGGCCUACAGUCAGCUUGAUAACCUGGUGAAAGAGGCCAAGCUUGAGCACUAUGUCGCCGGCACCGAGAAGGAGUACAGACUUGAGAAGAACGUCGUCCGUCUGUUGCAAGAUAUCACUCACAAUAUGGGAGGUUUACGCAGUGCUGCUGUCCUGCAGUUCCAGCUUCUCAAACAAACCAGGCUUGGUGAAUCGAUGCAGCUCCGGAGCCCAGAGGGCGAUUCAAGCGGAAACGGUCAACUUCCUUUGCCAAGUCCAUGGAUAUUGCACGACGAGCGUUCAUUUCUGGAGCCUAUUGAUGAAAGGCCAGAGGAAGAAGUAUCUUCCCCUGGUAGCUCUCGUAGAAAGCAAUCAAGUCUGAACUCGCUGGAUAGUUACCGUCUCCCGCACGCAGACAUUUUUGCAUUGUUCAUAAACCACUUGGGACCCUCUAUGCGCUCUCUCGCUUUUACAUAUAUGGAGAUCUUCAAAGAAAUCCCUUUCGGUCCCGGGCCAGACUACCGCGUUUGCAUCAACAGCAGAUUUCAUACGAGUCUCGACCGUGCACUCGAACUCUAUAAGGAAUCGAGAGAAAGCGCUCUCAAAUCUAUCUACCGCCAGAAGGAAGUAAUGAAGAUACGGACCGUCGAGCUGUCAGCUGACCUUGAGGAAGUUUCUGCAAGUUGCGGUCACUUCAGUUUUUCACUUCUCUCAUUCGGUGAAGAGCUGCAGGAGCUCUUGACAAUUCUGGAUGAAUUGCACCUCGAAGCUGACGAGAGGCCCACCGGACGGUCUUGGAACUGGCUGAAGUUCUGGCGUCAAAGAGGACCUGAGACGGGUGAUGGAAAUGAACUUGAUGCGGAACAGGCAUUGAUUGGGAACCCCACGGUUACAAAUGGCGUAACUACUGGGCCGUCCAAACCAUCCGCUUCGUUACCUCCUAGUCUCGAAAACUCCCCCACAAAAGAACGAUUGGGCUAUCGCAUUUGGAAGUCAUUUGGGUUCUUCCGACGGGACGAUACAAAAUUUGCGAUCAAAGUUGGGACUGGUGCAGCUCUCUAUGCCUUGCCCUCGUUUGUUUCCUAUACUCGGCCUUUAUACUCUCAUUGGAGAGGUGAAUGGGGUUUGUUGUCCUACAUGUUGGUAUGCUCGAUGACCAUCGGCACAUCGAACACCACCGGGUACGCCCGUUCGUUUGGUACCUUUCUUGGAGCGGCCUGUGCCGUGGCAGCAUGGUACGCGACUUCCGGGAAUGUAUAUGGACUGGCGGUAUUGGGCCUGUUGAUGGCGACUUGGACGUCAUACCUAAACAUUGUCAAAAAACAGGGACCAAUGAGCCGAUACAUCAUGCUCACCUACAACCUCUCCGUUCUAUACGCCUACUCACUGAUGCAGAAAGAGGCCCUCGACGAUGAUGACGAAGGAGGAGAUAACCCAGUUAUUACCGACAUUGUCCUUCAUCGCGUCGUCGCAGUCCUAUCCGGAUGCGCCUGGGGUGUCAUCAUCACACGGGUGAUCUGGCCAGUCAGUGCUCGUGCGAAAUUGAAACACAAUCUGAGCUUUCUCUGGCUCCGGAUGAGUUUGAUCUGGAAACGGGAUCCUCUGUCUACCAUGGCUAUGGAACGGAGGUUGGAGGCAUAUAUGAGUCCGCGAGAAAAGUUGGAAAUUGAACGAUUCCAAUCUCAUCUGGAAUCUCUUCAAGCUGCAGCUCGUUCCGAGUUUGAGCUGAAGAGUGCCUUUGCCGACGCUUCCUACGGUAAUAUUCUCCGUCGUACCCGGAGCAUGAUGGACGCAUUCCACGCAAUGAAUCUGGAGUUAGUGAAGAGUUGGAAUGUUUCUGAGGGCGAGAUUUCUAUUCUUCGGUACACGGCCCAGGAGAGGAAGCAUCUGUCGUCCCGCAUCAGCCAUCUUCUGUCAGUUAUGGCUUCAUCUAUGAAACUAGAAUAUCCGCUCGUCGAUGUUCUCCCCAGCAUAGAGCAUGCACGAGACCGGCUGCUCGCCCGGAUCUUCCGAUAUCGCCAGGAUCAGGAAGUGUCGCGUGUCUCGACUGACGAGGACUAUGCGCUGAUUUAUGCCUACAUUCUGGUGACAGGCCAGUUGUCGAUGGAGAUCGUAGAGGUGUUGGGCGAAAUCGGGAAGCUGUUCGGCUUGCUGAACGAAGAUGCCGUCCGAUUGCAGUAG
Messenger RNA from Aspergillus chevalieri, 3117 nucleotides. RefSeq names its product FUSC family protein. The transcript has 5 exons. The record is from RefSeq and is a predicted model, not a curated record. The coding region runs from base 1 to 3117 and encodes 1038 amino acids. Lineage: Eukaryota; Fungi; Ascomycota; Eurotiomycetes; Eurotiales; Aspergillaceae.